This is a messenger RNA of Punica granatum (pomegranate), 1137 nucleotides long. Lineage: Eukaryota; Viridiplantae; Streptophyta; Magnoliopsida; Myrtales; Lythraceae. The record is from RefSeq and is a predicted model, not a curated record.
ACGUAUUCGAAUGCAACACCAAGAGAACCAUAUCUCUCGCUGCAAAUCUUCACGUGCCCUCUCUGCAGUGAUUUCCAGACAUCCUCCCUUUGUUUCACUCACCACUGCAAAUCUUAUCCAGUCUGCACUCUCCCCCGUCUCUCUCUUUUCUAUUUAUUAGUCGCUACCGGUUUUGUUCGUUAAUUGCUUCAAUUUGGCCGACCCAACAAAGGGAAGAGAGAGAGAGAGAGAGAGAGAGAGAGAGAGAAAUAGAAAAAAGAAAUAUGGAAAACAGCAAAAAGGGGCAAAUGGGAAGCUCUUCUUGUUCAUCAUCUUCAUCUUCAUCUUCUUCUUCGAGGUAUUCUUCAUCAUCUGACAGCAUGGGACAUCUUUUCGGUCCUCCCAAGGAGCACCACUACUCCUCAUCGUCGUCUUCAUCUUCCUCGUACUCGACUGGAUCAACGUUCGGGUCCAUCUUCCCACCGCCCUCAGCCGUGCUGGGGAGAGACUCGUCCCCGUCUGGAGCAUUCACGGGCUACUCCAGAAGCCAAGAUUUGGGAAAUCAAUUUGGGAUUUGGAAUAACUAUGGAGAUCAUCAAGGUCAAGUCUUUAAAGGGGAAAGCAAGGGAAGGAGCUCCACCACCAGUUAUAAUCAGCAGGAAACAGCUGAGCCAUGCUACAUGAGCUCAUCCAUUUACUAUGGUGGGCAGGAAAACUAUUCCCCCAGAACCCAGGCUUCCGAGUCUCAGCACACGCUCAAGAAGGACGGAGAAGAUGACGACUCAGGUAGUGCCUCAAGAGGGAAUUGGUGGCGAGGUUCGCUAUAUUACUGAGACUACACGCCACAUACAUAAUAUGGCAUGGUGAGCCAAUCUCGAGGAACGAUGAAGCUCAGUAUUGUUGGACCUCGGAUUCAACAUGUGCCCCAAUCGACAAUGUUAGGAGCAUCAUGAAUAAUAUAUAGUAGUGUAUGACUUCUACAGACUUGGACUAUUAUAGCCGAUCAGGCUCUUUUUGCUCCGGCAAUAUAGAUAUGUAAUUAAAUAAGUUAUUCUCCAAUAUCGAUAUGUAAUUAACUAGACUCUAUAUAUGUAUGUGAGUUUUCCAGCUUUGGGAAACUAAUAUAUCCCGGUUGCAAAUGUUGCAAUUAUUUCUUUU